Molecule: messenger RNA, 2222 nt
Organism: Cyprinus carpio (common carp)
Lineage: Eukaryota; Metazoa; Chordata; Actinopteri; Cypriniformes; Cyprinidae
Product: neuronal acetylcholine receptor subunit non-alpha-2
Exons: 6
Coding region: 828-2222 (464 amino acids)
Biological process (GO): nervous system process; chemical synaptic transmission; signal transduction
Cellular component (GO): postsynaptic membrane; synapse; neuron projection
Molecular function (GO): acetylcholine-gated monoatomic cation-selective channel activity; transmembrane signaling receptor activity
Source: RefSeq, a predicted model, not a curated record
UGCUGCUUGGACUCAGUGUGAGUGUUUACACAAGAGAUUCCGCUGAGUUUUUAUUGUAAUAUGUCUGUGAGAUUGUAAACAAACACACUCUAGACCAGUGCAUAUUGUUACCAAGACUAAGUUAGAUUUCACCUUUAUAUAGCCAAAAAAAAAAAAACUAAUAAUUUCUCAUACAAAUAGUACCAAGGGACAUAAAACUGACCAAAGCUGAAGAAAAACCAUUCAAACAAUACUUACUGUAUACUUGUAUACAAUAUACAAUUAUUACUGGAAGUUUUGGACUUUGAAUGAUGGAAAAUAAGUUGACAACUAUAAUUGGAAGUUGAGACUGUCUUAUGAUUUACAUAACAAAUAUCAUUUGAGGUACAUAGAGCUUUUAAAGGGCCUAUUAUUUAUGUAUUAAAAUUGCUUACAUCUCAUAUAUAUAUAUAUAUAUGUGUGUGUGUGUGUGUGUGUGUGUGUGUGUGUGUGUGUGUGUGUGUGUGUGUAACUGUGAGAAAUUGUGCUGUUGACCACCUUGGCCAAAGAGUGACAGUUACAAUUACACUGUGCAGCAUUUUCUGAGUAUGUUGAUUUAUUUGCUGAAGCUGUGCAUUCAUCUGUCCCUUUAAACUGACACGCACGCGCGGGACCCGAGCGCGCGCGCGCCUGGAUGGAUUCCAUCUAGGAGUGAUCUACUCACAUUCCCUGCUUUACUAUGAUCUAGUAUUCUCAACAAAUAACAACUACAAACUUUUAUCGAUUGUUACGAGAAGUUUUUUUAAAGAGCAAUUAAUACGUUAACAUUUAUUUUAGUUGGUGUUCAAUAUCAAAUACUUUCUCCCAAAAUGACGCUGGCAGUCAUUGGUCUUUUUACCCUGUUUACCAGCAUCAUCGCCACCACGCCUGCAUCUAGAGAGUUUGUAUCUCUGGCAGAAAGAGAAGAUGCUCUUCUAAGGGAGUUGUUUCAGGGGUACCAGCGUUGGGUCAGGCCGGUUCAGCAUGCAAACCACUCUGUGAAGGUCCGCUUUGGCUUGAAGAUAUCUCAGCUAGUGGAUGUGGAUGAGAAAAACCAACUCAUGACCACUAAUGUGUGGCUAUGGCAGGUAAAAUGGCUGGAUUAUAAACUGCGAUGGAACCCUGAGAAUUAUGGUGGCAUCACCUCUAUAAGAGUCCCGUCAGAGAGCAUCUGGCUCCCAGACAUUGUUUUAUAUGAGAAUGCUGAUGGACGUUUUGAAGGCUCACUUAUGACCAAAGCCAUCGUGCGGUACAACGGCAUGGUCACAUGGACGCCUCCUGCCAGCUACAAGUCCGCCUGCACCAUGGACGUGACCUUUUUCCCAUUCGAUCGGCAGAACUGUUCUAUGAAGUUUGGCUCUUGGACGUAUGAUGGAAACAUGGUCGAACUAGUCCUCAUCAAUCAGCAGGUGGACCGAAGCGACUUCUUUGAUAACGGCGAGUGGGAGAUUCUCAGCGCCACUGGGGUCAAAGGCAGUCGGCGAGACGGCCACCUCUCCUACCCCUACAUCACGUACUCGUUCAUCCUGAAACGUCUUCCUCUCUUCUACACACUCUUCCUCAUUAUUCCCUGCCUGGGCUUGUCCUUUCUUACAGUGCUGGUCUUCUACCUGCCCUCUGAUGAAGGGGAAAAAGUCUCUCUCUCCACCUCCGUCCUGGUGUCCCUCACUGUGUUCCUUCUCGUCAUCGAGGAGAUCAUCCCUUCUUCCUCCAAGGUUAUCCCGCUGAUUGGAGAGUACCUGCUUUUUAUCAUGAUUUUUGUCACUCUCUCCAUCAUCGUGACGGUUUUUGUGAUCAACGUCCACCACCGCUCUUCAGCUACUUACCAUCCCAUGUCUCCGUGGGUGCGUUCGCUGUUUCUCCAGCAGUUGCCUCAUUUGCUCUGCAUGAGGGGAAACACAGACCGCUAUCAUUACCCAGAGCUGGAGCCUCACAGCCCUGACCUUAAGCCCAGGAACAAGAAAAGGCCACCUGGCCCUGAAGGAGAAGGUCAAGCUCUGAUUAAUAUGCUGGAACAGGCUACCAACUCGGUUCGCUACAUCUCACGCCACAUUAAAAAGGAGCAUUUUAUUAGGGAGGUAGUUCAGGACUGGAAGUUUGUGGCUCAGGUGUUGGACAGGAUUUUUCUCUGGGCCUUCCUCACAGUCUCUGUGCUCGGCACCAUUCUCAUCUUUACACCUGCCCUCAAGAUGUUCCUGCGCACACCUCCGCCUCCUUCUCCGUGA